AUGUUUCAAAAACCAGCGUUUGGUUCCACUACGGCUAAUUUUGGAUCCUUUAACUCAGGAACGACAACGGCAUCGCCCUUCAGCAGCUUCAAGCCUAACACUGGUACCAGUGCUUUUGGAGCUCCGCCCGCCUUUGGGGCGACAGCUACAUCGCAACCGGCUACCGGUGGAGGUCUUUUCGGAGCCACCAACACUACCGGAGGUCUGUUCGGUAAUAACAACGCUUCUACGUCCACGAGUGGCUUCGGAGCGAGCACCUCAGGGUUUGGCUUCGGAGCGAGUACUUCAACAGGAGGUGGACUCUUCGGCAGUAAUACUACUUCUACUGGACUGUUUGGUAAUACACAGAACCAGACGGCCUUCGGAGCUAAACCUUCAGGUUUUGGGUUUGGAGCCACAAGUACCACAGGGACUGCUGGUAGCAGUCUCUUUGGUGCCACUCCGACUACUGGGACUAGUCUGUUUGGUCAGCAGAACAACACUCUAGGUGCUGUAGGACUUUUUGCCAACAAUAACAGUGCCUUCGGUCAGCCUCAGCAAACGGCCACAGGGACAGCCCACGUCAAAUACAACCCAGUUAUCGGCACGGAUGUGGUAGUCAAACAAGGGGCUUCCCAGAAUGUCAACAUUAAGCAUCACUGCAUCACGUGUAUGAAGGAGUACGAGAACAAAUCGCUGGAGGAACUUCGUCUGGAAGAUUAUGUGGCUGGUAGAAAGGGAAACUCUAGUGGAAUGUUUGGUGGUUUUCAGCCAACCACUGAGAACAAAUCACUGUUUGGCGGUACCACUUCGUUCGCGCAGCCCGCCACGACGAGCGCGCCGUCCGUGUUCGGGGGCGGCCCCAUGAGCGCGGGCGCGUUCGGGCAGCCCUCCUCCUUCAGCUUCGGCGCCGCCGCCGCGCCCGCCGCCGGCGCCAACACCGGCCUCUUCGGCGCCAACAAGCCCGCCUUCGGCACCACCGCCACCACCGGUAUUUUAAACGCAAUCAACGGAAGGAAUCAACCAGGUCUAAAUUUUGGUAGUACCCAAAAGAGUUUAAGUGAUGAUAAGGAUAAUAGUACUUCUGGUUUGGCCAGUACGGGUUUUGGUAAUACUCAAAGUACUUCUGGUUUGACCAGUACGGGUUUUGGCAAUACUCAAAAUACUUCUAGUUUGGCCAGUACAGGUUUUGGUAAUACUCAAAAUACUGCUGGUUUGGCCAGUACGGGUUUUGGUAAUACUCAAAGUACUUCUGGUUUGGCCACUACGGGUUUUGGUAAUACUCAAAGUACUUCUGGUUUGGCCAGUACGAGUUUUGGUAAUACUCAAAGUACUUCUGGUUUGACCAGUACGGGUUUUGGCAAUACUCAAAAUACUUCUAGUUUGGCCAGUACAGGUUUUGGUAAUACUCAAAAUACUUCUGGUUUGGCCAGUACGGGUUUUGGUAAUACUCAAAAUACUUCUGGUUUGGCCAGUACGGGUUUUGGUAAUACUCAAAGUACUUCUGGUUUGGCCACUACGGGUUUUGGUAAUACUCAAAGUACUUCUGGUUUGGCCAGUACGAGUUUUGGUAAUACUCAAAGUACUUCUGGUUUGGCCAGUACGAGUUUUGGUAAUACUCAAAGUACUUCUGGUUUGGCCGGUACGAGUUUUGGUAAUACUCAAAGUACUUCUGGUUUGGCCAGUACGAGUUUUGGUAAUACUCAAAGUACUUCUGGUUUGGCCAGUAGGGGUUUUGGUAAUACUCAAAGUACUUCUGGUUGUGUCAGUAGGGGUUUUGGUAAUACUCAAAGUACUUCUGGUAUGGCCACUACGGGUUUUGGUAAUACUCAAAGUACUUCUGGUUUGGCCAGUACGGGUUUUGGUAAUACUCAAAGUACUUUUGGUUCGGCCAAUACGGGUUUUGGUUACACCCCAAAUACUUUUGGUUCGGCCAAUACCGGUUUUGGUAAUACCCAUAACACUUUUGGUUCAGCAAAUACUUUUGGCUAUAGGCCCUUUAGUUCUUCGUUGCCUAACAACUUUGGCGAUCCGUUUUGGAGUUCAACCGAAUUUAGCACUAAUUCAGCGUUUGGUACUAUAGUUACCAAUUCUCUUUCAACCAUGGCAAUUAUGAGAAAAAUGGAAUGCAUGCAUGAUAUCUUUGAAGUACUAUGUGACUUUUCUACUUCAAGAAAUUUUAAUUCAAGCCACCGAUGGGACCAAAACAGACCAGGGUUAAAGUUUGGUACUGGCCAAAAUAGGUCUGGUUCAGCCAAAACCACUUUUGGUUAUAGACCCUUCGAUAAUUCGUACUUUGGCUCCCCGUUUUGGAGUGUGACCGAAGCUAGUACUAAUUCAGCAUUCGGCACUAUAGUUGUCAAUGCACUUUCAACAAUGACGAAUAAGAGAAAGAUGGAAUGCAUGCAAGAGAUUCUUGAGACUCUAAGAGAUUCGGGGACGCUCGACCAGUGUGAUGUCAGCCUGAUACCAUCGUGGCAUGUCGCUUCACACCCUGAAAUAGAAUUCCUGAAGGGUACUGGGUUAUUUGGUGCAACCACGACGCAAGCUAACACCUCAUUCGGUACUACCACUCCAGCAUUUGGCUUCGGCGCUAAUACGCAGAACCAACAAACUGGUGGUCUUUUUGGUGCGAAGACCGCGACCACAGGCUUCGGAACAACUCCGGCGAGUUCAGGGUUCGGUGCUUUCGGCACCGGCGGUGGCGGACUUUUCGGCGCUAAGACCUCAGCUCCUACCUUCGGAACAACUACUCCAGCAUUCGGCGCCCUCGGUGGUGGAGGUUUCGGGACCAACACAUCUACAUCUGGGGGUCUGUUCGGCAGUAACACCACCUUCGGCAAGCCAGCCACCACGCAGCCAACCUUCGGCUUCAACUCACAACCUACUCUUGGCACCGGUCUAGGUGGUGGUUUGGGUGCGAACACGUUCCAACCGAAGCCAGCAGCACCUGCCUUCGGAGCUCUGGGCACGACCAACAUGUUUGGACAACCUCAGGCAGCCCCCUCGACUAAUUUCAAAACUGGCUUGGACAGUGGACUCGGCAGUGGAUUAUUCAAUAACUCAGCAGGCCUCGGGGGCUCCGCCCUCGGCAUGGGUGGUCUCAAUACCAACAACAAUCUUAUGGCAAACAACAGUUUAUCAGGCGCCUCGGCAGCUGGUAACGUUCACGAGCAGAUCCUCAGUCUGGCAGCCAGACCUUACGGGGAUUCACCGCUUUUUAAAGACCUGUUGCCUGAUUCAUCGAUGUCAGCGGACGACGUGCUGAAGCCGACGAACCCGGUGGCGGUGCAGGCCGUGCUGGACAGCAGCAGCGUGAGCGCCUACCGCGUCACGUCGCCGCGCGCCCUCGCGCUGCGCCCCCAGCCGCGCCCCGUGCUCGCGCACGACAAGAAAUCCCUCUUCGAUGGUCUAGAAGAAUCAGAUGCUAGUUUAGAAGACAAAUUGAGCUUGAAGCCGAGUCGGAAGAGAUUGGUCCUACGUCCGAAGCAGAGGAACGACCAUCACGACUCUGUGGACCACACCAAUGAUACGGAGAGGUCCAUAGAUGUAGAAGAACAGCCACAAUCGAACGGCCCUUCUCUUUCUAACAAUGAGAGAGAGAAAGAGACGGAGACGCCUGCUGAUAUACCCAAUAUAGAUGAAGUGGAUCGGGUUAGGCGUCAAGUUGUCUUCGGGAACGACCAAGCAGACACCAGUUCUACAAGACAUGGCAGCUGGUUAAGCACUUCUAAAUCACCUUGGGGUGAAAAAGAGAAACCUAUGGAUGGAGAACCAACUCCGAAGCUGUAUCCUAAUAUAGACAAGGACCUUCAGGCACAAGUUGCCGAGAGACGAGCCAGUUGGUUGACGACAAAACCGCUACGAAAACCGCUGGUGAGCAACCCGGACUCUGCUGAGAACUCCGUGAGGGAGCUGGGCGUGAGGGCGGACCGCUCUCAUGAUAAGGAGAAUGUCGACAUACUCACUGUGUCUGAAGAAGAGAAUGUAGCUCCUCGCGACGCCCCCCCACACCCGACAGGAGUCAAGCUGACCAGACCAGGGUACUACACCAUACCGAGCCUCGAUGAAAUGAUUGCUUUCCUUCGUCCGGACGGUACAUGCGUGGUGCCUCACCUGACUAUCGGACGCAAGAACUACGGAAAUGUUUUCUACGAUUGCGAGAUCGACGUCACCGGGAUGGACCUGGACAAGUUGGUUCACUUCUUAAACAAAGAAGUUAUUGUGUACCCCGAAGAGUCUGAGAAGCCGGCGCUGGGGUGUGGUCUGAACAGACGUGCCAUAGUGACCUUGGACCGCGUGUGGCCCCGCGAUAAGACCGAGAAACGACCCAUCACGGAGCCAGACAGAUUACUCAAAAUGGACUACGAGGGCAAACUCCGUCGUGUGUGCGACAAGCAUGACACCAAGUUCAUCGAAUACCGGCCCGCCACCGGCAGCUGGGUGUUCCGCGUCGAGCACUUCAGCAAGUACGGGCUCAGCGACAGCGACGACGAGGACGACGUGCCCGACGUGCUGCGGCGACAGCUCGCCACACAAGCCCUGCAGGGACAGGCUCCUGUGUCAAAACCACCAGUCGCCCCUGCCCCCGGCCUUGGCGGGCUCGGCGGUCUCGGUGGGCUCGGAGGCCUCGGUGGAAUGGGCCUCAUACCCGAAGACAACAUGUUCACCAUGCAACACACGUCCGUCAACUUGAACCUACUCAAUGGAUCUAAGGCUUUCGAGAUGGACACGACAGAGGACAAUAACAACGAACAACACAGCUUGUAUGGUAUGGAUAAUAGGGCUUAUGGAGUGAAGAGUCCCACCAGUGAACUGGCGCGGCUUGAACACCGACAGAGUCACAAUGUACAGCUGAUGAAGGCUUCUUUGUACGCUGAUGCAGAAAUGGAAGACGCAGCAUCCGUAUCGACGGGAGAUCAACUGGUGCCUGUGUCGGCACCUUUGAUCUCGAUGACGUCACGCGCCCCCUCACUCUUGCAGGAAGAGGUUAUGCCAAUCGAUGUACCAGCUCAAGAGCACGAAGAUAUCCCAUUGAAACCGCUCAUUGUACGACCACACACCAUUGUAUUGAAAUACCACAGGAAAGUGAUGCCCUUCAAACAAACCAUUGCAGGUCGUCUGAACGCGCAGUACAUAGCCGACAUGUCGGUGUGUCGCGCGCGCCACAGCCGCGUGGGCUUCGGCCCGGCCUCGGCUCUCGUCUUCCCCACCACGUAUGAUUCUGUCAACGAUUUACCUAAAAAUGCAGAACUACCGGAAUUAGGGAAGUACGUUGAAGGACGGACCUCGGAUGACUGGUCGGAACCUGUGGUCGUCAGAAUGGCGUUAGGGCAAGCUGACAAAAAGGAUGGAAUGCAAGAAAUGCUGAAACUCCACCUGGAGACACUUCUGGACCAUUCAACGUUCACAGAAGUGGGUGAAGACGUUUGCCCCCAGCUGGUCGUGUCUCGGGACCCUCGACAGCGCCUGUCGAUACUGCACGAGUUCUUGGAGCAUUCAAAGAAAGCCACUUGUAAUAAUAGGUUUGGUGUGUCAGCGGAUUAUUGCAACGAGGUAUGGCGUCUAUGUGAUGCGCUGUGGGGACAGGACUUGGAAAAUGACGGUGUGCCAGGCACAGAUCCCUUGUCCAUAGUGAAUAGACACAAGAAAUUCCUAGAAUGGUUGAAGACGGCCGUUGCUGACGUCACAGACCAGGAGCUAACUAAACCACAACCCGCAGAAGAUAUGGACGAAGCGGACGGCCACAGCGCUCAGAUAUGGGCUCUCAUAGUCGGAGGCAGAAUUUUAGAGGCUUGCAAGCUGGCCAUUGAACAUGGGGAUCUUAAUAUGGCAACACUCUUAGCGCAAGCUGCAGGUGAUCCGACAUUCCGGGCUCUGAUCUCCCGCCAACUGUCUCUGUGGCGGGAGUGUGGCGCCGAGACGCACAUCUCGUCCUACCGCUGGGCAACCCUCCAGCUCAUAGCUGGGCAAAGCACUCCUAGAGACAAGCUAGUGGACAUAGACUGGCUAAGAGCUUUACACGCCACUGCAAGAUACCUUUGUCCGCACAUACCAUCUCUAGAACAGGUGAUGAGGAAAUACGAGAACUUCUUCGUCAUCGCUGAUGAGAAAGAUGAUGAGAUUGAUUUAUCAUUAGUCAAAAACACUGAGAUGGAUAUGAGACUCCCUCUUCCGCCUUACAACAGUGAAUAUGAUGUUUCUAUUGAUCAAGAUGGUGUUAAACGACGCGUGUUAGACCUCCGCUACGAGUUGAUGCGUGCGAAGGCCUUCAAUGACCGCCCCAAACUGAGGCCUGCUGCGUACACACCUGAUCCUCUCGACUAUAGUUUGGCAUUCCUCCUAGGGGCAUGGUUCGGUGCUCCAUCAAUUGAGAGCAUAGUAGGAGUGGCUGAUCAGCUCGAAGCGGCCGGUGCCUGGCAUCUAGCAGUACAGGCUCUACAGUACCACCCCAAUGACAAAGCUCGCGGGCAGCUGAUCCGCGGCGUGAUCUCGCGCCACGCGCCCGCGCGCGUCGAGGGUGCGCAGGCGCAGCGCGCGCUGCAGCUGCUGCAAGCGCUGCACGUACCGCGCCAGUGGCUGCUGCUGGCGCAGGCGCAUCGCGCCAAGUACGAGCAUUUGCCGCAGCUAGAGGCCGAGUAUUUAGUUGGAGCUCUACAAUGGAACGCGGCACACAAAGUAUUGCUGGAAGAGCUACUGCCCGAAGCUGUAUUAUCAGAUGAUCUACAAAGCGUAUCGUCGCUACUAGAACGUAUGAACGAAGCAGCAUCCCGUCACGAGAUCAGCGGAUGGGAGAGCGGUGGUCAGGCGCUCUACCUGUAUCUUCAGGUUUGUGAUGAGAUUCGUGACCUGGUCAAGGAGGCUGAGGCGGAGCCCGACAGGGGGAGUGUACACACGCGACUGGAAGCGUUGCGACCGAAAGUCGCAGCCGCGUGUCGGGCCUUAAGUGGACUACAUCCCAAGAGCGGUCGCGGCACGGCGGCGCGCACGGAGAUGGGCGCGCGGCUGGUGCAGCUGUCGCUGUCGGGGGGCGAGCCGCCCGCGCACUCCGCCGCGCUGCUGCGCGCGCUGCGCCUGCCGCCCGACACCGCGCCGCACGCGCACCUCAAGAUAAGUACACUACUGGCAGAACGCGCCAGCACUCCUCCCACAAUCUGCGCUAAUUGA
Messenger RNA from Arctia plantaginis, 7146 nucleotides. NCBI's taxonomy places the organism in Eukaryota, Metazoa, Arthropoda, Insecta, Lepidoptera, Erebidae. The record is from the annotation of a GenBank genome assembly.